Messenger RNA from Notodromas monacha, 2795 nucleotides. Lineage: Eukaryota; Metazoa; Arthropoda; Ostracoda; Podocopida; Cyprididae. The record is from the annotation of a GenBank genome assembly.
AGGCGGUUUGAAAAAAAAAAGGUGUUGAAUGAAAAGUUAUGCGGAAGCGCAGGAAACUGCUGAACUUGGCCCGGAUGCAGCGACACCUAGACUUGUCACUGAAAACCGUCACGGGCAUUCUCCUAACCAUGAUCGUGAUCCAACUGGUGCUGAUUUAUUUGCAUGGCACAGACUCGUGCAAAUGGCUUCUGACAACUGGUCAUCUGCUCAGUAGCCUGGAAUGGAAGCCAUUUGGAUGUCGAAUGCAUUGGUAUUCCUUGGAUGACAUCACCGCGUGUUCUUCCGCGCUGACAAGAGUAAAUAAUGAUGGAACUCUGAAAAUGCUCCAGAUUGUCAUCUGGGGAGAUUCUAGAAACAGGAUGACGUUCAACUCUUUGCUGGAUAAUUUGGGAAAGUUCUGCUUGGAUCGGAUUUUCCAUGAAGGAGAAUAUUAUCGCGACGAAGACAAAUUUCUGGAGAUGCUGUUCGGAUGGGACCCCUUUUUGGAAUUUUUCCCUGAUUUCCCUGGAAAAGUUGUGCCGGAAAUUGUCAUUGCAGGGGACGCUUUGUGGUACAUGGCAGCAUGGGAUGGAGCUUUGCAAUCAACAGCCAUCCCGGGUUUCAAAAGAUGCCUAAGAAAAUGGGCCACAAAGGCUAGAAAACAUGCAAACACUACAACCUUCAUCUGGAAACUGCAAUACCUAAUCAGGGACGAUUGGGUUCCCCCAAUCACCACCAAAUUCCCAUUUAUAUCGAACCCGCGGAUGAAGGAAUUCAACGCAGCAGCGAUCGAAGUGCUGACUCGCGAAUUCCCAGAGAUAAUUAUCUGGUCGUCUUCCGAGAGUCUAAUUACUUCAUUAAUGACCAAGGGAUUCCUCACACACCGAGACGCGGCUCACACUAAAUUCGCUUCGGAAGAAUAUGAAGCUCAAAUUGUGUGGAACCUGGUUUGCAACAAAGUGCUGGAAUCCAGCACUGGUAAUGACCUGUGCUGUAACAAGGGAUUCGGACAUUCAACUUUUGCCGUUUUGCCAAUAAUCAUGAGCUUACUUUUGUUGACUGUUUCACUGGCAGUGAUUCGAUCAGCACUGAAGUGGCUGCUGCAAACAGGGCACCUGACCUCGGAUCUCCGCUGGCAACCCUGCGGAUGUUCAAUGCACUGGUACUCACCCAAGGAAGCAGCCAUUUGCAUGAACGAGUCUCUCAAGUUGAGCCAGGGCAACUAUAUUGGGUUCAGUGGGGAUUCCAGAGUCAGGAACUUGUACAACGUUUUUGUGCACAUGUUCGGACAGUGGCAACUGGAUUGGCACAUACACGCCAAUUCUUCUUUUCACUCGGAUCCCUUGACUGUGGAGUUUAUUUGGCGCAGUUUCGCUUCCGGGGUCUGGGGAUUUCCGCAAAGAGACGAAUAUCCGUUUGAGCCAACUCUGAUCAUUGUCGGGUCUGGGCUGUGGUAUGUGGAACCAGAAAACAUGCGAGGCAAAGAAACCACGGCGUUUCGGCGAGACCUUUUGCACUGGAUUGCCAAUUUGACCCGAUGGACCGACCCCGACUCGACACUGAUCAUCUGGAAAUUCGCGUCGGGACUCAGUCAUCGUCACAUUCCACCGCCAUCUUUUCCUGUCAACACAAACGCAAUCAUGGCCGAGAUAAACUCAAUUGCCAAAGAAUUGCUCUCGCCGAUUCCGAACAUAAUUGUUUGGGACAACGGAAUUCGAGUCACUGCAGAAUUGAAGCGUGUAAACCGCGUCAUUUGGCGGGAUUAUGCGCAUGAAACCGUGGGAGUUUCAGACGUGGAGACGCAAAUGAUACUGAAUAUUUAUUGCAAUGAAUUGAUGCAAUUUAUCGAUGGCACGUGUUGCACCACGGGGCUGAAGAAUGUUUUGAAAGGUCGUAGGAAUGUUGCAGGAAUGAUAAACAGCCAUGUGACUGUGAAACAGGUCUUGUGUAUGAUAGUUUUCCCUUACUGCGUGUUCCUGGAACUGAUGCUAGUGCAGCGCAGGAUGAGCGAUGCUCGCGACACCUGUGAACUACUUCUGCAAACAGGAAAAUUCGUGAAAAACAUCUGGACUCCUAGAGGGUGUUCAAUGCAUAUCUACUCAGCAUCCGAAAUGAAACAGUGUUUGCGAAUCUCGGCAAACCAGACAAAAAAGAUUAAUUACAUUGGUUUCAUUGGCGACUCGAGAGCAAGAGAUGCUUACCAGCUUUUUGCUGGACAUUUGACUUCAGACAGGAGAAGAUCAGUGAUGCAAACUGAUUUGUCAACGUAUGACAAAGAAUCCAAAACUUUGAUCAAGUUUCUUUGGAGGCCAUACUUGUAUCAAAAUUCAAACUUUCCUCAGGUAAAACCUUUAUUGAACCAGCCUGAUUUAAUAGUAGCCUCUGGUGGUGCUUGGUACAUGAUGGAAUUCUGGAACAUGAAAGGGGCAGACAUGGUGGCCUUCAGAAAGCAAAUGGCGUCCUGGCUCAACAAAAUGGCGUCUCGAUACCCAAGCUCAGUUAUUUUAUGGAAACUUCAAGUGCAACCUAGUGAUACAAUAAAGCCCCCACCUGGACACAAAAACAUAACAGAUGCCCAUUUCCAAGCCUUCAACAAAAUCGCGCAACAAACAGUGGAGUCCUUCAAUAACGACAGAAUCUUAGUCUGGAGUAACACGAGGCUAAUAAAAAGAGGGAUCCGAGGAUCCCUGAAACAUCUGGACAGGGAUUACUUGCACCCGGCGCACUCGUUGCUAGAAAUGGAAGUCCAGAUGGAACGUGUUGCAGGAGACUCGAGGACACAGAGUUGGAGGGACUCAAGUUUGAAAGAACCUUAG